GAUGCCGCGUAAUUAAGACUUAUACAUCAGUUACCACCAUACUAUUUGCAUAGGUGAGUGGCAUGCCAAUUGUCUUCCUGUCUAGUGCACCAGUGACAUAAAGUAGAACAAGGUCCACUAUAAAAUCUAAAAUGAUUAUCAACACACCCGCUUAUUCUAUUUUGGAAAAUGUCUCUUUGGACGAAAACAAUGAAGAAUUUACUUCCUCUCCUUCAGUGUAUGAACCAGCUGAAGAUACCUUUUUAAUGUUGGAUGUUUUGGAAUUAGAUCUGGAGCAAGUGAUUAAUACUCGAUUGUCAAAAAAUAACACAAUUGUCGGUUCUACUGCCAAGUGUGGACCAUUGUUGGUUGUUGAAUUAGGUUGUGGUUUUGGUAUUCUUACUGCUGCUAUAUCGAAGGCUUUAAGUGAUACUCUUUCAUCAAUUACUGUUGGAGCUCACUGUAUAGCCAUAGACAUGAACCCAGCUGCUUGUCGUAAAACCAUUAUGACAUGCAAACUUAAUAAUGUUGAAGCGGAUGCAAUACGUGGUGAUCUACUUACAUGGAUGCGAUAUCCUGAAACAAUAAAAGCAAAUAAUGACUCCAACAAAGAAACAUUUGGUCCAAUUGAUAUUCUUUUAUUCAAUCCUCCAUAUGUUCGAGGUCCAGAGGGUGAACAAGCACCAACUCCUAGAAUAACAAAAAUUGAUACUCAAGACCCGGUAGCUCAUGAUCGACAGCUAGCAAUAAUGGCAGAUGCUGCUUGGCUGGGUGGUGGUCCAGAUGGUAUAGAUGUGCUUAAAAGAGCCCUGCAUCAAGCAGCUGAUCUUCUUUCGGAGUAUGGAGUAUUUUAUGCACUGAUGAUUGAUUACAAUUAUAAUGCGCUAGUGCGAGAUGAAAUGCAAGCCCGGCGUGAUCGAACUGAUCAGAAUAUUUAUAACGAUGACUUAAAUAAUAUAGAAUUAACAACUUUUGGAAGCAGCCCUGCUAGCAGACAUUUAAUAUGCACCCGUAUAUUAUCCCGAAAUGUUCCUGGUGAACACUUAGCUGUAUACCGAAUUUAUCGUCCUAUUGAUUUAAAUUAAUUUUUUAUCACACAUUAUGUCAGACUGAUCACUAACAUAGUGCAUAAGUUUUAUUAACAUUCCUUUUUAUUUAUUUUCAUUUAUAAUGUUUGACAUUUUGUUUUCAUUUUAUUUCAUUAUGGGUACUUACUGAGUACUGUAUCCAAUUCAAUUUAUUUUUGUAUUACUAUGUAUUAUACAAGUCAGUUCAA
Messenger RNA from Melanaphis sacchari, 1255 nucleotides. It is a transcript of the gene HemK2, whose product is annotated as eRF1 methyltransferase catalytic subunit mtq2. Lineage: Eukaryota; Metazoa; Arthropoda; Insecta; Hemiptera; Aphididae. Gene Ontology annotation, molecular function: S-adenosylmethionine-dependent methyltransferase activity; nucleic acid binding; protein methyltransferase activity. The record is from RefSeq and is a predicted model, not a curated record. The coding region runs from base 132 to 1064 and encodes 310 amino acids. Gene Ontology annotation, cellular component: eRF1 methyltransferase complex. The transcript has 5 exons. Gene Ontology annotation, biological process: methylation.